AUGAUUACCCGCUACUUACUACGCCGGCCGGUGUUGGCCGCGCUAACUCUGGUAGUUCUGCUCACUUGGUUCUUCUAUCGUCCGGAUACCUCUGUGCAGGAGAUAUCCCUGCUCGAGCAUCGAUACCCUCUGCUUUUUCAACGUGUUCAUACGAAUAGUGCUAUUGGUGGAGCAUGGUAUAUCCCCGCAGGCUGGACCUCCAACACUACCACCAACCCUACCCCCGAGAAUAUCGUCGACGCAGCCGAACAAGCCUCCCACGCCGCCCUUUCGACAGUCGAAUACCAGAUCCCUCACUCCUCCAUCCCAUUGAUCGUCCAUCAAACCUGGAAAAACACCCGGGUGGAUACUUGGCCACAUGAGAUCCAACAAAGCACGGAGAGAUGGCUGCGAGUGAUCAAUGGCCAGAUGGCUUAUUUUCUCUGGGAUGAUGAGGGCAUCGCGCAGUUUAUUCGACGGUUUGAACCGGAGCUAGAGGAGCAGUUCUAUGCGUUGCCGAGUCAUGUCGAGCAGUCGGAUGUUUUUAGGGUGUUGGUGGCUAAGUGGAUUGGGGGUGUGUACGCAGACAUCGACACCGAACCCCUCCAAUCCCCCGCAGCGUGGAUCACACAAUCGGAUCUAGAACCCUGGAAAGAUACCGAGACCGGUCGCGAAUACACCUCCACCUCUACGCGUCCAGUUAAAGCCAUUGUCGGAUUAGAAGCAGACUGUCCCCCCGACAGUGACACCUACUGGAGGAUGGGAUAUCUCCUCCCUACCCAGUUGACGCAAUGGGCUUUUGCCUGGGCGCCGGGUCACCCGGUGUUGCAGGUUUUCAUCGAUCAUAUUUUCGGGGAGAUUCAGACGAGUGAGUUGCAGGCGUUGGAUCCCAUUGCGUUGACGGGGCCAGUGGCGUUCACGUACGCGGUGCAGAGCUGGCUGGGUACGAUGACGGGGCUGCGGUGGAAUGCGUUGUCUGGGUUGCAGGAUGGGGGGAGAAGUAAGUUGGUGGAGGAUGUGUUGGUGUUGCCGAUUACGGGGUUUAGUCCUGGUCGAGGGGCGUAUGGGAACAUGGGGUCUAAGCCUAUUACUGACCCCUCUGCUCGUCUGCUGCACCGCGCGCAAGGCUCCUGGCGAGCAUUCAACCUGCGCGUCGAGUAUGGCAAGUUCUGUCGGACGGUGUUUGGCAGGUGUCGGUAUUGGUCGAAAGUGCCUAAGGGGUUAUUAAGUUAA
This is a messenger RNA of Aspergillus sclerotioniger CBS 115572, 1212 nucleotides long. RefSeq names its product glycosyltransferase family 32 protein (gene och3). Gene Ontology annotation, cellular component: mannan polymerase complex. Gene Ontology annotation, molecular function: alpha-1,6-mannosyltransferase activity. The transcript has 5 exons. The coding region runs from base 1 to 1212 and encodes 403 amino acids. Lineage: Eukaryota; Fungi; Ascomycota; Eurotiomycetes; Eurotiales; Aspergillaceae. Gene Ontology annotation, biological process: protein N-linked glycosylation. The record is from RefSeq and is a predicted model, not a curated record.